CGGAAGUAGACGAUGAGCCACUCUUUCUCUUUGCUCCGUGGCAUUCUGCAUUAGAGUCCCUUUACUGCCGGUGGUUUCGUAGUUGACCAGCGGCUGUAAGCAAAAGCAGAACGACAGAAAGACGGAAUUACGUGACCAUCAUAUGCUUUACUCAAGACAAAUGAAAAUUCACACUGACAAGUCCAAGCCAAGCCACAAGACCAGCACUAACACAUGACAGAAGUGCCUUCAAAACCUAGAAAAUGAUGUGCUAGUGCACAGUGUAAAACAUCUGGUCAGAGGAAAAAGGGAAUGCAGACUUGCCAGCUAAAGGUUUUAUGCUAGAGUAAUGCCCAGGCGGGGGUUGCCACUCCAAGGCCGGGUCCGCUGGCUCUUCCUGGGCCUCUUCCUGCUGCUGGUGCUAAUGCUCUUUGCAUACCUCCUUGAGUGCACACCUCCUGCAGACGUUAGCCUGGUCCUGCCUGGUUUAUCUGGGGAGACCUAUAGCAAGGAGUACUACCAGGCCCUGCUGCAGGAGCAGGAGGAGCGUCACCUGAACCGUGCUGCCAGUCUCAAGCGCCAGAUUGCUCAGCUGAAGCAAGAGCUACAGGAAAUGAGUGAGAAGCUAAAACUUUUGCAGGAAAAGAAAGAGCCCCCUGGGGUGCAGGGCUUGGUCGAGACGAAAGACCAGGAGCCAGGAGAUCUGCUGGAGUACUUGCACUCACAAAUUGACAAGGCUGAGGUAAAUACAGCAGCACGCCUUCCUAGUGAAUAUGCCCUGGUGCCUUUUGAGAGUUUCACCUUGUCCAAGGUGUACCAGCUAGAGAUGGGGCUUACGCGGCAUCCAGAGGAAAAACCUGUCCGUAAGGAUCGCAGGGACGAGCUGGUGGAGGUAAUUGAGGCAGCACUGGAUAUCAUCAACAACCCUGAUGAGGAGGAUGGCGUUGAGGAGGACAUGCCAAUGCAGAAACAAACCUUCACAGAGAGUCACUUUACUGAAGGCCUGUAUAGGACAGAGCGAGACAAAGGGACACUCUACGAGCUCUUCUUUGCCAAAGAGGAUUCCACUGGCUUUCGCCAUGUCACUCUAUUCAGGCCAUUUGGUCCCUUGAUGAAAGUCAAGAGUACAUCUAUAGACACAGCAGGGUUGAUCAUCAACAUCAUUGUGCCUCUAGCAGGCAGAGUAGAAACCUUUUCACAGUUCCUGCAUAACUUCAGGGAGGUAUGCAUACAGCAGGACAGACAAGUUCAUCUCACAGUGGUUUAUUUUGGACAGGAUGGUCUUCAGGAGGUGAAGGGAUCCUUGGAAAAAAUGUCAAGGGAAGAGAGCUUCUCCAAUUAUACUCUAAUCCCUGUAGAUGAAGAGUUUUCACGAGGUCGUGGUCUAGAUAUUGGAGCCCAUGCCUGGAAAAAAGGCGAUGUCUUAAUGUUUUUUUGUGACGUUGACAUCCACUUUACUCUGGAGUUCCUCAAUACUUGCCGCCUCCAAACUGCUCCAAAUAAGAAAGUCUUCUAUCCAGUGGUGUUCAGUUUGUUCAAUCCUGCCAUUGUCUAUGGAAGUUUGGAGCUGGCUCCACCAAUUGAACUUCAACUGAUCCACAAAAAAGAUGCUGGAUUUUGGAGAGAUUUUGGCUUUGGAAUGACUUGUCAGUACCGGUCAGAUUUUCUAAAUAUCGGUGGAUUUGAUCUUGAAGUCAAAGGCUGGGGAGUGGAGGAUGUCCACUUGUACAGAAAAUACCUUCGGAGUGACCUCAUAGUGAUAAGAACACCGGUGUCUGGUCUUUUCCACCUGUGGCAUGAGAAGCGGUGUGCAGAUGAGCUAACACCAGAGCAGUACCGCAUGUGCAUACAGUCAAAGGCGAUGAAUGAAGCGUCCCAUUCCCACCUAGGAAUGUUGGUUUUCCGUGAAGAGAUCGAGUCUCACCUACGCAAGCAGGCCUAUAAGACUCAGAGCAAGACAGAAGACUGAGCCUUCAAAUAUUCCAACCUUAAUACUGUGAUGAGCUGACGUUAUUACUGCACUACAGCAAAGACCUGUUUACAUGGAUCCUCCUGCAUUUCAUCGCACAGCAGCAGACGAAUGUAAAAAUAUCAUCAAUGUGAAACUUCACACAUGGUACAACUCUUCUUGAUGAGUCACAGUGUUGUCAGACAGGAAUGCACAAUCAGAUCGAUCAAAUUUUACCUGACAGCAUGCUGUCACCGCCUCGGGUCACAUAACUUAUUAUGCCAUUGUGCUUCAUUUAGAGCUCCUGAAUUGUCAGCAGUUUCUUAACCAUAUUCACCUGUUUUACUGCUUAAAGUCCUUCCAAUGCAUUCUGGGAAUUUGGUUUUAGCUGAGUCAGAUUAUUUCUACAUGACAGGUUUGCAUCGAGCAAAUACAUAUAGCAGUCAACAUAUAUUGACCUUUUAGGGGGAAAAUGCUUUAAAUAAAUAACAUUUCCAGUUAAGUUGUACAUUCUAUGAAAAUAAAAAAAAAAGACUGCAUAGGAAGCAUCUAAUCCCCUCUGAUUUCAAGCUUUCUGCAGGUUAACCAACGUAGCAAUACAAUUGCUGUUCCAUUAUGAAAAGCUUUGUUUUGUAUAAACUGUUCCUGAGUGAAUAUGUUGUAGAAAAUGGAAAAAAGGGACAUCUCAUGCAGAGAUAUGCUUGUAGCAUGCAGGGCUAAAGCAGGUCUGUGUGGACCAGUACUAUUGUUUUAAUAAUAACUUAGAGAAUGAAUGUUACAGCCACAAAUGUAAAUACUUUUCAUGGUUUUUGUAUUGAACAUGAUUUGAAUCUUUAGUUGUACAUACCUUCAUGCUUUCAGUGCUAUAAAAGUGAAGCUUUGCCAGAUAACAUCAGGCUGAUCAUUUCAUAUACAGCACAACAGUUCAUUCACUAAAAUUAGAAUAAAAUACAGCUGUAAAAACAUACGUUGUGUGACAGGGAGUCAUCCUCUUCACAUUUAAGUAUCUUGCAAUAAAUUUGAUUUAAGAAUGCACAAUAUAGAAUUUUUCUGAUAUCUUACCUGCUGAUAUUUCCAAACUGAUUUUUUUUCUGACCCUAAUGUAUACAAGGCUUAAACUUAGCAAACAUAAUUCUUGACUUAUAACAGGGGUGUCAAACUCAAUCACAGCAGGAGCCAGAUUCUGGAUUCAGGUCUAACCUGAGGGCCUAACAGGGUCACCUUCUUCACCAGAACCUGUCAACCUCAUCUCACCAGUAAUAAAAUAUGAAAGAAACUUAGCACUGAUGAUUGAUUGUGACAUUUAAAAAGUUAAAAAGAUAAAUUUAAAUGCUCACAAUCUGAGAAAAGUAAAUGUAGUUGUUCAAAAAGG
Cheilinus undulatus (humphead wrasse) is the source of this 3299-nucleotide messenger RNA. It is a transcript of the gene csgalnact2, whose product is annotated as chondroitin sulfate N-acetylgalactosaminyltransferase 2. Gene Ontology annotation, cellular component: Golgi cisterna membrane. Gene Ontology annotation, molecular function: glucuronosyl-N-acetylgalactosaminyl-proteoglycan 4-beta-N-acetylgalactosaminyltransferase activity. The coding region runs from base 329 to 1948 and encodes 539 amino acids. The record is from RefSeq and is a predicted model, not a curated record. NCBI's taxonomy places the organism in Eukaryota, Metazoa, Chordata, Actinopteri, Labriformes, Labridae. The transcript is spliced from 8 exons.